Paramecium sonneborni is the source of this 1191-nucleotide messenger RNA. Lineage: Eukaryota; Ciliophora; Oligohymenophorea; Peniculida; Parameciidae. The record is from the annotation of a GenBank genome assembly.
GUUCUGAUAGAACUAUAGUUUUUACAAUUCAUUAACCAAGUGCAGAUAUUUAUAUGUUAUUUGAUUAAGUGAUGCUUUUAGUACAUGGAAAAUUUAUUUAUUAAGGGAAGAGAGAUAAAAUGGUUGAAUAUUUUAAAAGCAUUGGUUUUGAUUGUCCAGCUCAUUCUAAUCCUUUAGAUUAUUUAAUGAGUAUCAUGCAUCAUGAAGACUUAAAUCAUCCACAUUAUUAGACAUUGUUUAACAAUUACAAUAAUCAAUUUUAGAAUUAAAUCUUAAAUCAAAUAGAAGAAAUCUAAAAAUAAACUAUAUAAAGACAAACAAUCUAAACAACAUUCUCAUUUUAAGUGAAAGAAAUUUUUAGAAGAGGAAUGAUUAAUAUGAAAAGGGAUAAAGUUCUUGUUAGAGGUAGAAUAAUCAUGACUAUAUUUAUUGGAUUAUUAAUUGGAGGAAUAUUUUGGACUGCUGGAAGUGAGCCAGGUUAUAAAGGAAUUUAAAGCACUAUUGGAGUUUUAUUCUUUUUAGUAAUGAGUAGUUUUAUGGGAGCUCUUAAUCCUGUUAUUAUUUAAUUUCCAGAUGAAAGAGAGGUUUUUUUGAGAGAAGAAAACUCUAAACUUUAUACUACUGCUGCUUAUUUCACAGGUAAAAGUUCUGUUGAAAUACCUUUUCUUAUUAUCUUUCCAAUAAUUUAAUAAUUGAUAUGUUAUUGGAUGAUAGAUUUAAAUGAUAAAUCAGCAGAUAUUGUUAUCAUCAAUAUUAUUAUUUGUAUACUUCUUGGUUUGAGUGGAAAUAGUUUUGGUAAUUCUUAGUCUUUAUUAUUUCUAGGAUUAAUGGCAGGAUGUAUGUUUACUGAUGUUAAAGCUGCUUCAGGAUUUCUCCCUGUUGUUUUAAUGCCUUUAGUCAUUUUUUCUGGUUUCUAUGCUAAUCAAUCUCAAUAUAUGGAUUGGAUUGGAUGGAUUUAAUAUCUAAGUCCUAUGAAAUAUGCUUUUGAAGCAUUAGUUUGGAAUGAAUUUGAUUCAAGAAGUAAUGAAUUUGUUGGUACAAGCAUUUAGAAUAGCAGUCCUAUUGACACCUAUGAUUUAUCUUUAGGUUUAUGGAAAUGUUUAGUAAUUCUAACUGCUAUAAUCCUUUUUUUCAGAAUAAUGGCAAUGCUAUUUUUAUAUUUAUUAAGAUAAAAACAACAAUGAUUUGUAU